Molecule: messenger RNA, 1002 nt
Organism: Hyphopichia burtonii NRRL Y-1933
Lineage: Eukaryota; Fungi; Ascomycota; Pichiomycetes; Serinales; Debaryomycetaceae
Product: pepsin-like aspartic protease
Exons: 1
Biological process (GO): proteolysis
Molecular function (GO): aspartic-type endopeptidase activity
Source: RefSeq, a predicted model, not a curated record
UUACACAACGAAGGUACUUAUUAUUCUAUUGAUAUUUAUCUUGGUUCUGAUGAACAACAUCUUCAAGUUGAUAUUGAUACUGGAUCUUCUGAUUUAUGGGUUCCUUCGAAUAAUGUCGACUGUAGUGGUUGUACUGAUAGUGGGACAUUUGACCCUUCCGAUUCUUCGACUUUCACAAAUUUGAAUGAAAACUAUGAGAUUGCCUAUGAAGAUCAAUCAACCUCUCAAGGUUACUGGGGUACUGAUAAUUUUGGUUUUACUUCAGGCUCUCCUACUAUAAGUGAUUUACAAUUUGCUGUUGUUACUCAAACUUCGGUUGAACAGGGUGGUAUUCUUGGUAUCGCUAUUGAACAACAAGAAUCAACUUCUCUGGAAUAUCCUAACGUUCCCGUUGCGUUGGCAAAUCAAGGUGUUAUUGACAAACCUUCUUACUCUGUUUACUUGAAUAAUGAAGAUGCCACCACCGGUACUCUUUUAUUCGGUGGUAUCGAUGAAGCUAAAUUCAGUGGUGAUUUAGUCAAAUUACCUUAUUCCCCAGUAGUUGAUCAAUCAGCUGGAUUCUUCGUCGAAAUAGAUUCUGUUAAAUACCCUGAUGGAUCUUCUACCAGUGUUAAUGGCUACACUAUCUUUGAUACCGGUACCACUCUUACUUAUUUCACUCAAGAAAUUUUUCAAGAAAUUGGUGAAAAAUUCGGUGGUCAAUUAUACGUUACUCCAAAGGAACAGUAUUACGUUGUUGAUUGUAGCCUUGCCGAUGAAGAUGAUGUUCUUACUUAUGAAUUCCCCGGCGUUAGUAUUGAGGUUCCUUAUUCCGAUUUGGUUAUGCAACUUUAUUAUAGCAAUGGCCAACCAAGUGGUCAAUGUGCUUUGCUGAUUCUUCCUGAAAAUCUCAACAUCUUAGGUGAUAACUUUUUGAGACAUGCUUAUCUUUACUACGAUAUCGCAGAUCAGUAUAUUGGAGUCAAACAAGUGAAAUACACCAGUGAUUCUCAUAUUGUCUCU